Molecule: messenger RNA, 1260 nt
Organism: Naegleria fowleri
Lineage: Eukaryota; Heterolobosea; Eutetramitea; Acrasida; Naegleriidae
Exons: 1
Coding region: 1-1260 (419 amino acids)
Biological process (GO): biosynthetic process
Source: RefSeq, a predicted model, not a curated record
AUGAAUACAUUGAAAUCUUUUUCAAGGUUGUUGAUGAGUAAAAGCCAAUACAAUACAUCAUCCUCUGCUCAUCAUCAUCUACACUGGUUGUUAGGAUUGGAAUGUAAAGGACAAUACAUGAUGAAAUUUCAUAAAAGAACACUGGCAACGUAUUCAAAGGAGAGUGUUGGACAUCAUCAUCACGGAACCUCUUGCUCAAAUGUACAUCGUGAAGAAAGCUCCGAAGUUGAAGAAGAAGCACCCAUUAUUAAAUUACAAAAACUUCAACAAGAACAGACAAGUCCAAAAUCAAAACCAACUCCCAUCGACAAUAUUGCCAAUAAGGUGAUUUAUGAUACGGUUGAUGUUUCAAAAAUUACUAAAGAAGAAUUUGAUGUGACCAUGUCCAAUCUACGAGAACAAUUACGAAAAAUUAAUCCUGAACAAUAUUCUCUUGCACUUCUUCAAAAAGAUGUGGAUAGUGUAAACAUUUGCACUAUAUUAUACUGCUUGAAUGCAGAAUGGGCCACUAUUAAGGAUCACACAAAGUCACAAACAACAGGAAGUCUUCGACUUGCAUGGUGGAAAGAUCAGCUAAAGAAUACUCUGGUUGGACAUCCACCACGAGUGCCGGCAUUGAUAGCUCUUGCCUACAUGCAAUCACAGGCAAAGCCUGAAAACAAACUAAAAUUUUCACAAUUCAGAAACAUUUUUAAGUGGAGAGAAAUAGACCUCCGCUGGAAACAACCAGCGACAUUGGCAGAUAUCGAAAAUUAUUCUGAUGGAGUGUAUGGAUCUUUGAUUAUGGCACACUUACAGGCUGUAGGCAAAAGAGACAUUCACACAGACCAUGUCGCCUCACAUAUAGGACGAUCAUAUGGAAUCUGUACAUUGCUAAGAGCUGUACCUCAUUUGAUUGAACAAGGUUCCACGUAUCUACCUGCUCAGUUAUGCGCUAAAUUUGGUGUCACAGAAGAUGAUAUCUACUCCAAACAUGUAUCACCAGCCCUUGAGGAAGUUGUUUUUAAAGUAGCUGACCUGGCCCACUCACAUUUAGAUUUGGCAAGAGAAUUGGCAGCUCUCAAAGAUGAAAAAUCUCAAAAACUACUUGUUGAUCCAAAAUCAUAUCCAUUAUUUAUGCAUUCAAUCAUUUGUGAGGUAUUUCUAGAACGUCUCCAAAAAGUGAAUUUCAAUAUUUUUGAUGAUCGACUAUCGGCUCAAAGUAUGCGGUUUCCAAUUCUGUUUAGACUUGGAAAGACCAAGUGGUUCGGAAAAUAUUAA